Chionomys nivalis (European snow vole) is the source of this 4079-nucleotide messenger RNA. Its product is annotated as regulator of G-protein signaling 5. Lineage: Eukaryota; Metazoa; Chordata; Mammalia; Rodentia; Cricetidae. Bases 110 to 655 code for a protein of 181 amino acids. The record is from RefSeq and is a predicted model, not a curated record. The transcript is spliced from 5 exons.
AUAUUCCUCAGAGGGAAAGGCUGCCCCAGACAGUGUUGAAGUUUCCAGAGACCUGUUCGGCUGUUGAGAAGUUCGCGUUCAAGACUGAGGACCUAAACCGCUUGCCAAAAUGUGUAAGGGACUGGCAGCGCUGCCGCACUCGUGCCUGGAAAGGGCCAAGGAGAUCAAGAUCAAGUUGGGAAUUCUCCUCCAGAAGCCAGACUCUGCUGUUGACCUUGUCAUUCCAUAUAAUGAGAAGCCGGAGAAGCCAGCCAAGACCCACAAGCCCUCGCUGGACGAGGCCCUGCAGUGGCGCCAUUCCCUGGACAAGCUUCUCCAGAACAACUAUGGACUUGCCAGCUUCAAAGGUUUCCUGAGAUCUGAGUUCAGUGAGGAAAACCUUGAGUUCUGGGUUGCCUGUGAGGAUUACAAGAAGAUAAAAUCCCCAGUCAAAAUGGCGGAGAAGGCAAAGCAAAUUUAUGAGGAAUUCAUCCAGACAGAGGCCCCUAAAGAGGUGAACAUCGAUCAUUUCACUAAAGACAUCACCAUGAAGAACCUGGUGGAACCUUCCCCGAGCAGUUUUGACCUAGCCCAGAAAAGAAUCUAUGCCCUGAUGGAGAAGGAUUCGCUGCCCCGCUUUGUGCGCUCCAAGUUUUAUAAGGAGCUAAUCAAGUAGUCAGCUGGUCAAUUGUCAGAUUACCGGGCUUCAAAAAUCACCCUGUGCGUUGACUUCUAUCCUCUGUAGUAACACAGCAUCCCCCCAGCACCUGCACAUUUUCCCAUAGCAGCUUUGCUCCAAGAUACCCCCCAAAAAAGGCAACCCCUAGACUGUUGUCAAUUCUUUCACUCAUGUUGGUUCAGAUGUGGAUUUGUGGUCUACUAAAGGCCUUUGCUUCCAUCUCUUCCUUCUGACUGCUUUGUAAUGAAGGUCUCUCCACCAAUUUUCUGUCAGCCGGAGUCACAGAAAAAUAUCCUGCUUACCAUAAAGCCAUCUGUGAAAAGAAUAGGUGUUAGAUUGCUCUUUGAACCAGGCUGAAAAGAAAACGGUCCCCUUUCAAGGGCAUUUGACUGGUCUUGUUUAUUGUUUGAAUUCUCAUCCUCUAACUGAAUUCAGUCAGUAAAAGGCAGGAAGCUGUUUAAAGGGCGGCCAUCAUUCGACUUUUAAGCAAGUACUUGGUUUCCCACACCGGCCUCUUGUUCCUAGCCUUCCUUUAUACACUCUAAAGAGGAGAGGAGCUACGAUGCAUAGAGUAGACUUUACAAAGCCAGUCUGAGCACAAUCCAUUUCAGUUCAGCCCUUACACCUCCAAACCACAAGGAAAAAAGUCAGCCUUCGCCUCUCCCAGUUAGAAAUGCUAGUACCCAAGAAUCUGAUUGGACUGUUUGGAAAAAACUUUUCUGACUUUAAAUAUCUUCUUCAUAUUAAUUGAAAUAGCAAAAUGUCCAAAGAGUUAACUCAGUGCCCAAAGAGUUAACUCAGUGUUUCACACUCGCCCAAGUGGCUCCUGUUUUGGAGACUUCAACUGACUACUCUUACAAGCUGUGUGAGUGGCCACGCUUGUCAAAGGAGGAUGAGGUGUGUGUGUGUGUGUGGGGGGGGGAGAUGCCUCAAGGGCGGUGCCCUGGGGUUACGAAAGAAUGUAGGAAGGCAUGCUUCUGCAGCCAACAGCAGCAUCAUAUAUCCAUAUAUCUGCCGUAUCUCUAUAUAAUUUCAAAUUUAAAGCAAUAUAUAUACAUGUGUAUUCUUUUAAAAUAUAAGGCAAUAAAUGGGCGGUAAGUAUUCUGGUUCCAAAGGGGAGGCCAAAUGUAUUAAGAUUGGCCUAGAAACUUUCUGGAGGAAAAAAAAAAAAAACCUCUCUGUGUUAACAGCAGUUUCCAUGGCAACGAGAAGAAAAUACAUUCUUUUAAAUAUGAGAAAUUAGAAAAAGUAAGAUGACCUCUGGAGGAAAAGAAUGCAUAACACUUAUUUAGCAUCCCCCCUCCCCCCGCUCCCGCCUCCCUCCUCCCUGCCUCCCCCCCCCCCCCCAGUUUCCCUUAAGCAAAUUGCCUGAGAAAGUAGGAAACUUAGUGUGUGAGCCCCGGAGUGCUUGUGUCUUGUGCUUCUGGGCACAGCCACAGCCGAAAGUGGGUCUGGGAUGUAGGAAAGUGUCGGGACUAAAUUGUGGUCAGCGCACAGAAGGAUUCGCUUCUCGUUCUUGAAGGGAGCCUACAAUUAGCCUCAGACCUGACCCGUAAUCUGGGCUUCUGUCUGAGCUCGAUAUUGUUCUGGAUUGAGAUUGAUAUUUAAAUCAAAUCGGCCAAAAGGGACCCUCCUUCGGAGAGUAAUUAUGUUUGUCUGUUAGAACAGGGCUGUUUGUGUAAACAGACUCACAUGCGUACACACACAUACACACACACACACUUAUGUAUGGAAGUAUUUUUUCUCUUUCUCAUACUCCCACCACCACCACCCUUAACUGUAUAAACUGAACUUUAAGCGGGUUUUCAUUUCAAAUGCAUUAGGUGAACUUAAUCAGAAAAAGUUUUUAUUUUAUCCCAUUUAUGGACUUCACUGGACUGUGUUCUCUGUGUAAAAUUCUUUUCGACAAGAAGAAUUUGACUAUUUCCUGAAGAGCAGUAGAUAUCCCUUAGCAAAUCAGUUAAUAAACUAGUAAGCACUCCUUUCUAGGAAUUUGCCAAACGAUGCCGUUAUACAAGUGGUGGUUUAAGAAUUACGUAGGUGGCUAGUUCAUUUGUAGGAGUGACUUUCACUCCCGAAACUGAGUCCCCCUACCAGGCAUUUCCUUCACUUCCUGGGAACUUAGCAAAUUUGGAACACAGGGACACAUGGAGAAGGAGAAUAAAGCAGAAAGAGGGAAUAGCAAAGAAGAAAGCACGGAUCGGUCCUGUAAAAUCAGCCCACUGGCUGGGAAACACAGAGGGACAGCCCAGUGUGAAGGAUGACCAAAGUGCAUCUCGCUGUCUUCCUGUGGGUUUGCAGAGAGGUUUUUCGGGGCUCACAAUGAGGCAGGACAAGGACGUUCAUCUUAAGAUCCUACAGGAAAUUGAUUAGAGAAAAGAACAGCUAUGGAGGGCGCAUUUUCCAUGGAACUUGUGGGUGCCAGAGAUCAGGGAGUAGAGAGGUCAGUCUGGAGCAUCCAAGCAUCCAAACCUCAGAGCUAGGGAACUCUAGGCAGGUUUGGGAUAUAAAGUCUUGGUGUAUAGGCUCCCCAGCAUCGAGUCUCUCUAUCCUGCCCGCAUUCUAGCAUCCAUUAACGUUCUCUUAGUACAAGCCCGAUGGUGAAUGGUUUAAAAGCUACUUCUGGUGUUAAAGACACUUCUUUUAAGUACAGUGGCUAAGGAGAGGACUUAAUAGCCAAAGAACAACUUUUUGUAGCCCCAGGAAACCAUCUUGGAACCGAAAAGGUUGACUUUCCCCACUGGGGAAAUAUCCGGGACACUAAAUGAAAGCUUAUAGGAGUGAGUGAUUAAUACAGCACACAUUCAGAAUCUUUGGAGUUUUAACCUUGUUUAAUUGCUUAAUAAUAAUCAUACUCAUCAAGUAGAGAAGCUAUGUAGCCAUCUGACUCAUAUCCAGUUUAACAUGUUUCGUACCUAUUCCCUUGUCUGACAUACAUGCCUUUUCCCUCUUCGCUCACUUCCCCAUCUCCCCUCCCUGUCUGAAAUGCUGUGUCUCACUGUUCUUACAUAAUAAUAAACAUGUUAAGAGCACUUCAGUUCCUACCUAGGAAGAGGCACAGGUGAAAGCACAGACAAAAGAAAGGACAGCGCUGAGGAAUACGUCACAGGAGCAAAGGACCUGGAUAAUGUAUGGCAAAUUUUCUGUCCUGAAGUUGUCAGAAUAUAAGGAAACUUGGUUUUGUUUUGUUUUUUAAUUCUACAACGUGGGAAGUCUUUUCUUUUUUUUAGGGUAAAAUGGAAUAGAAAUGAGAGGUUUAUCAAGUCCUGUGCCAGCACUUUUCUCGGAAGUUUUAAAUUCUGGACCAAUUACAUUUGUUUUCUGAUUAUUGUAUCCAAUACUUUGAGUAAUAUGUAACUCACUCUUACUGAUAAUAAAAUAAAUAUUAACCUGUAACAGAAAUCACAUAUUUUAUCAAAUA